AUGAACCCGCUCUUCGGCCCCAACCUCUUCCUCCUGCCGCAGGAGCAGCAGGGGCUCCCCGGCCCGGAGCUCUCCUCGCCGCCGCCGGCCCCUCGGCCCGCCGAGCCCCUCGGGGGGGAGCUGGCCGCUUCGCCCCCCGCCGGUCCUUUCCCCGCUCCCCCCGCCGCCAUGGCCCUCCGCAACGACCUGGGCUCCAACAUCAGCGUCCUGAAGACGCUCAACCUGCGGUUCCGCUGUUUCCUGGCCAAGGUCCACGAACUGGAGCGGCGGAACCGGCAGCUGGAGAAGCAGCUGCAGCAGGCGCUGGAGGAAGGGGGGACCCGGGGCCGCGGACCCCCCCGCCGCGACCAGGCGGUGCAGACCGGUUUCGUCGGUCCCAUCCGGAGCCUGGGCUUGGGGCUGGGGCUGGGCUUGGGGCUGAGCCCGGCCCGGGCGCUGGGUUCUCCCGGUUGCCGCCCCGCCCCCCCCGGCCAGCCGCCUCCCCCCUUCCCCGCCGCCUCCCGCUUCGUGCCCGGCACCAUCUGGUCCUUCUCGCAAGCCCGACGCUUGGGGCCGGGGCCGGAGACCACCCUGGUGCAAGGACCGGGGGUCUCCUGGGUCCACCCGGACGGGGUGGGCGUCCAGAUCGACACCAUCACCCCGGAGAUCCGGGCCCUCUACAACGUCUUGGCCAAGGUGAAGAGGGAGCGCGACGAGUACAAGCGCAGAUGGGAAGAGGAGUACACGGUGCGUGUCCAGCUUCAGGACCGGGUGACUGAGCUGCAGGAGGAAGCCCAGGAGGCUGAAGCUUGCCAGGAGGAGCUGGCCAUGAAGGUGGAGCAGCUCAAGGCAGAGCUCGUCGUCUUCAAGGGACUGAUGAGCAACAACAUCACGGAGCUGGACACCAAGAUCCAGGAGAAGGCCAUGAAGGUGGACAUGGACAUCUGCCGGCGCAUCGACAUCACUGCCAAGCUGUGCGACGUGGCACAGCAGCGGAACUGCGAGGACAUGAUCAAGAUGUUUCAGAAGCAACUGUCUCUGCACUUGUCUCCCGUUAAGGUCCCAGCCUCGGUGGGGCGGAAGCGGGAGCGCAAGCAGGUCAGCGACGAAGACACCUCGCUGUCGGAGAGCGAUGCCUCCCGAAAACCUGAAGAGGAAGAGGAGGACGAGACCACGGCCAUGAGUAUCAAUGAGGAAAUGCAAAGGAUGCUGAACCAGCUGAGGGAAUAUGACUUUGAGGAUGACUGUGACAGCCUCACGUGGGAGGAGACAGAAGAAACGCUGCUCCUCUGGGAGGACUUCUCCGGAUACGCCAUUGCAGCCGCAGAGGCGCAGGGGGAGGUAACGGACGACAGCCUGGAGAAGGUGAUCAAGGACACAGAGUCGUUGUUCAAGAGCCGUGAGAAGGAGUACCAGGAAACCAUUGACCAAAUAGAGCUGGAGCUGGCCACGGCCAAGAACGACAUGAACCGGCACCUGCACGAGUACAUGGAGAUGUGCAGCAUGAAGCGAGGCUUGGACGUGCAGAUGGAGACUUGCCGGCGACUCAUCACCCAGUCUGGGGACAGAAAGUCUCCUGCCUUCACCCCGGCCUCCAACAGCGAGUCGGCCCCAAACGAGGAGAGCGAGGAGUCCGACCGCGACCCACCCAGCGACGCUUCCAUCAGAUAAUGAGGGGAGGCCCUGCUCCCUCGGACCCCCUUCCUGGCACGCCUGGGAGAGACUGUCAGGGACGUGGAGCCGCUGGUAAACGUCUGUCACCCAGGCUCACUCCCGUUUUUGGGGUGCUUGGCAGAUCCCGCACCCUCCCGCCACCGAAUAUCUCGCAAAUGGGAAUAGCUAGAUAGACCUGAGCACCCUCGCCUGGGCUGCUCAGCCUCCAGCCCCUUCUCUAUUCCCUUCCCCUGCUUUGGUUAAACCGCGGUUCGGGCAGGGAGGCUCCAACCCCGCCACGGCGGAGUUCUCCGGGACCUGACCCCAGGCCCGCCCUUCACCCCCAGACCCCCCUCCUCUCCCUCC
Messenger RNA from Haliaeetus leucocephalus (bald eagle), 1998 nucleotides. It is a transcript of the gene IFFO1, whose product is annotated as intermediate filament family orphan 1. Lineage: Eukaryota; Metazoa; Chordata; Aves; Accipitriformes; Accipitridae. The transcript has 10 exons. The coding region runs from base 1 to 1650 and encodes 549 amino acids. The record is from RefSeq and is a predicted model, not a curated record.